Pygocentrus nattereri (red-bellied piranha) is the source of this 2689-nucleotide messenger RNA. Its product is annotated as colipase-like. The transcript is spliced from 3 exons. Lineage: Eukaryota; Metazoa; Chordata; Actinopteri; Characiformes; Serrasalmidae. Gene Ontology annotation, cellular component: extracellular region. The coding region runs from base 17 to 448 and encodes 143 amino acids. Gene Ontology annotation, biological process: positive regulation of catalytic activity; digestion; lipid catabolic process. The record is from RefSeq and is a predicted model, not a curated record. Gene Ontology annotation, molecular function: lipase binding; enzyme activator activity.
AUGAUCUAAAGACACCAUGUUGGAGGCGCUGUUAAUGACCACCCUGUGCCUGACAGCCGUGGCUCUGCCAGCUUCUCCUGAUAUUCCUCAUAUUCCUGCUCCUCCUGCUAUUCCUGAUAUCCCUGAUUCUCCACAUGUUCCUCAUAUUCAUGAUCCUCCUGCUGUUCCUGAGGAUGAAGGAAUUAUCAUCAACCUGAAAAAUGGGGAGCUGUGUUUGUUCAGUGUGCAGUGUAAGAGCUCCUGCUGCCAUCGUUCCUCUGGCAUCGACCUCUUUCGCUGUGCUCCACGUGCUGCAGAACGAGAGACAUGCUCCAAAAAGACCCUGUAUGGUACGUACUACUACUGCCCCUGUGAGAACGGACUUAAGUGCGAAGGUGACUGGUCUAUUGGAGGAUCAAUCACCAACACCAACUUUGGAACCUGCACGGACCCCAACUCUCCCCACUGAGGCUGUCUGGAACAUCCUUAAUGCCCUUAAAGCUCUAAUGAUAAAAUCAUGCUGGUAUGCUAUGCAUAGUACAUUAAAUAUAAUGCAGAAACCAUAGAUCUAUAAGGAAAUGUGAAUGAGCUAAAUGCAAGUCAAAAUGAGUCAGUUCCUCUUUACAGCAGGUGAUGUGUCUCAAUUUUCUUUCUCAGUGCAGUUUUUAAAAUAUUUUAAUAGCGUACUUUAGUGAAAGACCUCAAUUAUCAGCAUAACAUAAAGCAUUGUGACUAUUAUUCAUCAGUGUUGCAUGUGGUCAAACAUGAUCGUAAAAUGAAUGCAACUAACAGACCUCAUCUGCAUGAAUUAGGGAGUGACUUAUGUAAAUGUAAAUGUAAAUGAGGUACUGUCAGGGUGGUGCUUGAUUUCAUGCACUGUAAUCAGUUUUAAUAUUCAACAAUGUCAUUUUUGUCGUAAACUCUAGUUUAGUAAGAAUGUGUGUAAAUUUGAAUGUAAUGUUUUUACAACUUGAAAAUAAGUGCUUGUUUUGCAGUUAACUUCACCAAAACUAUUAUCAGAAUCAUCUAAAAUGCCACCGAUAAGAAUAAAAAUAGAAAAUAACAAUGAUAAUAAUUUGUGCACGGGGCAAACCUGAUUUCACUUGGUGACAACAACUGCUGGAACUAUUCCAGGUAAAAUUUUUUUUGAAAAAUAGUCACACUGCACAAUCACAUCAUACAUUUUAUUUUUUGUCACAUCUUAUUCUUUCCAAUUUAAUUGCGUUUAAAAACGUUUGGACUGUAGGAGGAUAGUGCACUGACUGCUCGAGCUCAAACGCUGCCUACAAGCUCAGCCAUUGGCUUACACUGUUGUUUUAUUGGCUUCAUACGGAGACAUCUGCAUGAAUUAGGGCAUGCUUCAUGUUAAUGAUUGAAGUUAAUUUACUAUAUUUUCUGUGUUCAAAUGUCUUCUUGUUUCCAUGUUGUGUGAAAGUUUAAUGGAUCAGACGCAGUUGUUCAUUUAUCAUUAAAGGCAGUCAAAUCUGUGCUGUAUAUUAAUGAAUAAGGGCCGAUAUAUUUACACUUUUAAUAUAACAGUGACUGUGCCUUUUAUGCACAUUAUUAGUGUCCCAUGGAGUAUAUGGUGAAAAGACCACUGUUCGCUACAUAUACAGUGCCAGGAUAUUAUGUUCCCAAUAAAUCUAUUUUUUUGGAACACAACAAGCAAGAGUGCAUUGUGAAAAUGAAAAGGGUGGCAGACUGACCAUACCUGAUUAGCUCGUAGAUGGAGGGUGUGAGGCACGAGUGGCUCUGGCAGGUCAGAACCUCGGGACAACAGCAGUGAGUGCCAGGAUGCUUUGUCAUAUUCCACCUUGUGUAGCUUCCUGCAAACCUCUCUGCAUCUUAAAUUGGCCCGCAGCCCCAUAAAGAGAAGCAAAAUAUGAUUUAGAGUCAUGGGAUUAUUAAAAGCUGGCAGAGAAUAAUUUACAAUUCUAAUGGCAGAGAUCGCAGAGGGCUCACAAUUGGAUGAAAUGUGUAUUAGAUAAGGGAAAAUACAAAAAUGGAGUUCACAAGACUAGAACUGAAAACUGUUUGACAGAAGAAAACAUUUACUUUCUUAAUUCUUUUGUUUUGCACUGAAGACUGAAGUACCUAAUAAGUAAUUGAAGUCACACGACUGAUUGUAUAUACAAUAAACUUAGAUACAGCACCAGUUUCUCAAACCAGAUUAAGCCAAAGAUUAAUUACUACUUGUUUUUGUGUUGCACCUUCAUGCCGAAGCAAAUUCCUAGUCUGUGAAUCCUGUUCAUUGACAAUGGCAAUAAAACUUCCUCUGAUUCUGAUUCUGAUGCUGAUUCUAAAGAAAAUUAUAAAUUAUAAAUAAUGGUAAAUAAAGUUUAGCCCAAAAUUACGGAAACCAGCACAUAAUGAGUAGAGCAAUAAAACAGCCCAGUCGUUUCUUUAAUAUCCCAAAUUACAACAUACAGAUAUGAAAAGGUUGAACAGGUGAAAUCAGUGUUUAGUCUUAGCCCUUAGAAGUUCGUAUUCCCUCAUUGCAUUUUUUGUAAAUGAGUUUGAAGCACUUUUUUAAGUUUAAAGAAACUCCCCAAACUUCGUGAACACAUUUACCCAUAUGGUUUACAGCAUUUCCAACUAUUCCUAGGCUUGAAGCUUUUCCUCUGCACACUUAAUGGUGUCAUUUUUUUCUGGAUUCAGGUUUUUCCUUUGGUGACAAAUUUAGUUACAUUAUGAGCAACUUAAAUAAAAU